This is a messenger RNA of Cannabis sativa, 1086 nucleotides long. RefSeq lists its product as uncharacterized. Lineage: Eukaryota; Viridiplantae; Streptophyta; Magnoliopsida; Rosales; Cannabaceae. The coding region runs from base 292 to 831 and encodes 179 amino acids. The record is from RefSeq and is a predicted model, not a curated record. The transcript has 3 exons.
UACAAAAGUGCGAGACUCCUGGCCUCGUGUCUCGUCUACAUACAAACCAUCACCACCACCCUCCUCUCUCUCUCUCUCUCUCUCUCUCUCUCUCUCUCUCUACAAAUUCUUCCAUCACACCAAACCAACAACAAGGGGACUUCUUUCUUUGGCUUUUGCCCAUUAUCAACCUUUCUCUCACUUCUUUCAAGGUUUUGGUUUGCUAGAACAGUUUCGAUCGUUCUCGAAGUGAGGAGUUAUUAUGAACUGAAUGCUGAAUGCAUUAAAUGGUUAUAGCUUUUUAUAUCUUGAAUGGAAAACGGACAAGAUUGUUUAAGCAUGGAAGUAGUUAAUAAUGAAAGAGGUGAUUCCAAGAAUCACAAUGACAUUGUAAUGCGUCGAAUGAAGAAUAGAGAACGCCAGCGUAGAUAUAGAGCGAGGAAACGUCUUGAAGAAGAUCUAAAGAAAUCGAGCAUGCCUAGCAGCAUCAUUGAACAGUCAAUUAUAGUGCACCAGCGUAGUACUUCACCAACAUUGCCUGUAGUGGAACCCGAACCACAAUCUAAUGUCGUUGUUAGCAACUAUAGCGCUCGCGUGCUUUGUAGAAGGAACUGGAAAAAAGAUGCAAGGAGGGCUCAUUCGUGUAAGGAUUUACAAGUUUAUCCUAAUGAUAAUCUUGUCACUGCUCCUGUUUUGAGCAGCAACAGUCAGAUAUCAGAAUUAUCCUCACAAAGGGUAUCGCGUCCUGAUAUGUCACACGGCGUUGUUAGUCAUGCAACAACGCCAACAAUGCAGCGAACCGGCUCUGGUCGAAGAGACUGGAAAGCAGAAGCAAGAAGGAAGCAAAACUGAAAUAGGAAGGUGCCUCAUAAUCCUGGCUUUGCCCUUUUGAUUGUAUGGGAAGUAGAUUAGGUAUAUGGUUUUCGGGAAACAUUUCUUUCGGGUUUUUUUUCUGAAGACUUUGAUCUUCUGCUGUUACAGAUGUAGAUGUAAUGAAGGAAUGAAUUUGUGCAGAAAAAGAAGUAUGCUGAGAUUUUAGACAUAUAUACAUUAAAUUAAAAUACAGUAAAAAACCAGUCUUUGGCUUGAGUGAAUUUUCCUAGAAAA